Messenger RNA from Mollisia scopiformis, 968 nucleotides. Its product is annotated as acyl-CoA N-acyltransferase. The transcript is spliced from 3 exons. The annotation marks the transcript as partial. NCBI's taxonomy places the organism in Eukaryota, Fungi, Ascomycota, Leotiomycetes, Helotiales, Mollisiaceae. Gene Ontology annotation, molecular function: acyltransferase activity, transferring groups other than amino-acyl groups. The record is from RefSeq and is a predicted model, not a curated record.
AUUCGAGAAUUUCCAGCAUCGAGGUCUCAUGAAGUUAAAUCCUGACUCUUGCCAAGUGACGAAAUACAGAUUAUAGAUCAGCGAGCGGAUCGUGUAUGAGCGAUGGUCAGACUGAGCCUGGAAAUUGAAACUAGUCACGUGUCUUCCUCCGCAUUUAUUCCUGAUUUUACGGAGUUCACGGAGUUCGUCUGAGGCACUCGGUAUGCUUACCUCACUUUUCAAGUAUAUUUCUUAACGUUGGUGCAUGGGUUGCAAUGCUAAGGUGAGGAAUUCCGACAUGUCGGAAAUGAUGACUCAUAUAAUCGGGUCAUCCUUCAAUGAGUCCUUAAGGACAAAUAAGUCUGAUUGUUUGGAUACAUAAAUACUACAAUGUUUCCCUAGCAUCCCGCUUGUUUCUGCCCAAGCACCAAACCAUGACAAAAUACGUGGUAGAAUCCGAGCGAUUGGGUUUACAGCACCUAUCAUUAGAGGAACAUCUGGAGGAUUAUCAUGCUAAGCAAGCAAACGAGAAGACUGGAAAGUUCAUACAUCGCGAACCUUCUAAAAGCUUAGAAGAGUCUAGAAAUCUGAUGAUAGCAAGACACUUGCCAUCAGCAGAAGCACCUUACAGAGAACUCUAUGCGGUCUUACUUCGGGGGUCAGAAAACUCGAAUGGAAAACCGAAGAUGAUUGCUUCGGUAGGAAUACCUCGUGUAUCAGCGGAUGGGAAAGCAGUAGAAGUUGGCUAUGGGGUCAACCCUGAGUAUUGGGGCUUGGGAUAUGCUCCUGAAGCUUUGAAAUUAUUCGUUCAUUACUACUGGAAUAUUCGAGACGGAGAGAAGAGGGACAAGAUCAUUGCCUACACUAGCCCUGAAAACAUUCCGAGUCAAAGAGUACUCGAAAAAUCUGGCUUUGCUAAGGCAGAACUUAUCGAGAAAGCUUACCCGGCGCCGGACCCAGUGACAAAAAAGAUGAAAUGGUGGCCAGCU